Molecule: messenger RNA, 517 nt
Organism: Suillus clintonianus
Lineage: Eukaryota; Fungi; Basidiomycota; Agaricomycetes; Boletales; Suillaceae
Product: replication factor A protein 3
Exons: 4
Coding region: 105-467 (120 amino acids)
Biological process (GO): base-excision repair; nucleotide-excision repair; DNA replication
Cellular component (GO): site of double-strand break; nucleus; DNA replication factor A complex
Molecular function (GO): damaged DNA binding; single-stranded DNA binding
Source: RefSeq, a predicted model, not a curated record
GUUUACCUGUGUUUACCACUACCAGCCACAGACGCGUUGCUUCCACUGACAAAAGUGAUAUUGACAAGUACUGUCUACAAUCAAAUCCCAGUCUCGAGUUCGCCAUGAACGAACAUAUAUCAAUGCGUGUCAAUUCCGCUCGUCUUUCCAGCAUAAAGGGAAGGACAGUCCGUCUCCCAUGCAAAGUCCUUCGGCUAUCAGAUGACAUCGCUAUCGUCGAAGCGAGUGAUGGCGGCCAGGUAGAGAUCCAAAGGAAGAAUGUGGAUGUGACUGCCACCUAUGUCGAGGUUAUUGGAAGCGUGGUGGAUGCGUCCACAAUAAAAGCCAUGGCGACCCUCCCGUUAGAUUCAGAAGGCGAGCUAGAUAUGCAAUUGGUCAACGACGUGAUUGAGCUCACGUUUGAAUCGAGGUUCGAUAAGCUCUUCCCUCGAUACAAAGAGACAGAGUCCGGCUUUCCUACACAUUGAUUAUCUACCAGCUGCAGCAUAUAGGCACUUCCUGUUGUAUUUUACCGGAC